Messenger RNA from Saccoglossus kowalevskii, 3222 nucleotides. RefSeq lists its product as uncharacterized. The record is from RefSeq and is a predicted model, not a curated record. Lineage: Eukaryota; Metazoa; Hemichordata; Enteropneusta; Harrimaniidae.
AUGACAUUGUUAAAGAUAAAUCUAAAAAAAAUUUCAUCUACAGAAUAUUAUAACAGUUUACCACACUAUGGCGAAGAGUGUAUCGGGGGACCUCUGGAAAACAAAACGCUUAGUUUCGACACAUCGAACUAUGCUAAGAUGCAAACCAGCUUUGCCGAUACCACGGAAUUUACAGUUUGUUUCUGGAUGAAAACCGAAGAUGACAGUAACGUUGGCACUAUGGUUAGUUAUUUCGCUUCCGAUGAUGACACGUUUGAGGUUGAGAACCCAGGAAACAUUCGUACGGCUAUAAACGGCCAGGAUGGCAACUACACCGAGAUUGCAGCCAACUACGGUCUGUGGCACCAAGUGUGCGCCAUAUGGAAGUCCGAGGAUGGUGACUAUUCGGUGUACAAAGAUGGUAAUGAGCGGUAUGGUUUCAAUGGAUUGGCUGCUGAACAGACAUUGGCUGGUGAUGGUGUAUUGGUCCUUGGCCAAAAGCAAACACGGCGUGGUGGUGGAUUCACGACGAAUACUGCCUAUCAUGGCCAGCUCGCUGCUGUGAAUGUAUUUAGUAAAGCUUUAUCCCACGAACAGGUGGAGGCGCUUGCUAUGGACAGUCUUAACAGAGGUUGUGGUGAUGUAUUCUGGUGGUCAGCGCUGACUUUACAUAAUUUACAUAAUGUACCAACAUCAAAUUCGGAUAUAUUAAGAACUCUUGACGUCCAAAGGCGAUGCCAUGACGCAGAGUUCAAGGAUAAGUCGUGGGUCUUCUCAGACCCUACAAGUCAUGUCAGAUUGGACAAAACCAUUCCAGAUCUGACAGCGUUUACAAUGUGCUGGUGGAUGAAAGUCACUGACCCUGCUCACACAGACGCAACAAUCCUCAGUUACUUCACUGACGGGGACACUGAGGGAAGCAUCGUGGUGGAACGAAUCAAUUCCCUACAGAUGUUACUGUCAGCCGGGAAUGUCAUACAUGGGGGCGGUAGCCUUAUAAUUGGACAGAAACAGAGUACAGUCGGGGGUGGAUUUGUAGAACAGUCAUCGUUUGUCGGAGAGGUCACUGAUUUCAAUAUGUGGACAGAGAAGAAAAAGAGCAACGAAAUCCAAGAGUUAUUUGAUAAAUCUUGUAACACUAUUUGUGGCGAUUCUGUAUGGUGGCCAUAUUUCAAGUCAAGUCACUUGACAGACGUGACGACUUCACCAGCAGUUAUACCAGAGUCAUGUCCCGCCGUUGACCCAUGUGCCCCAGGGGUAUUCGACCAGUACCUAUGGAAGUUCAACAAUACAGGAGAUUUUAGUCUGGCCACCAUGCCCAAACAUAUACCAGAACUCACUGAAUUCUCCAUAUGCUACUGGAUGCGAUUAGAUGGCCAUUAUGCUAAUUAUUCCAACACGGCAGUCAGUUAUUUCGUUGAUGGUGACAGCGAAGGUAGCAUAGUUAUUGAAAACGUCAACAAUCUUGUUGUAACUGUCAACAACCAGAAAAGUGAAUUCACUGGUAUCGAUCUGAACAACCAGACCUCCCACUUUAUAUGCUUACUGUGGAAGUCAGAAGGUGGCGAGUUUUCGAUCUAUGAUAAGAAAACGGAAUUGUACACAGGUUACGGAUUGGCUACAGGAACGACAGUCAGAGAGGGUGGGUCGUUACUGAUUGGUCAAAAACAGACAGUACAAGAUGGCGGAUUUAGCAAAUUGGAUGCGUUUUAUGGAAGACUACGGUACUUCAACAUGUGGGACUACACGCUUUCGUACAGGCAGAUAAAGAAAGCCACAAGAGCAUGCGACCCUGACUGUGGCAACGUCAUUUCCUUGCAUGAACUAGAUUAUCCAGAUUUAAUUAACAUAAAAGCAGUGCCAUUUACAUGCGAACCUAAAGAACCUAGGCCAAUCGGGGAACAGACCACGAUUAUCCCAUCCACGCUGGCCGAUGUCACGACUGCUCAAACAACUCUUAAACGAGUAACUGUAAAACCAACAACUCAAGGCAUUCCAACAACGAUGAAAUCACUAACACGUGGAGUUCCUACAACUGCAAAAGGAGCGACAACCGAAAGGACAACGGCAGCAAUCCCAGAAACCACGACAAAACCACCGUGUCCAGAAACGGAAACUGAACUUCCGUGUCCAGAUGUAGAAAAUAGCGUCAGCGUCAUUGGUGAUGAGGUACGCAUUCCACAUGGAUUAACCAAUGUAGCAUUUGGUAAGUGUGCAGAACAGAGUUCCUCGCAAUGGCAUUCCAAAGCCAAAGACGCGGUAGAUGGUGAUACCGAUGCUGAAUUCUGUCAUCGCUCUUGCUCUUUGACUUCUAGGGAAUAUGAACCAUGGUGGAAAACUGACCUCGUCAAACCACGCACGGUUAAUUAUAUCACAUUGACAAACAGAGGAGACUGUUGCCAGUCACGUCUUAUAGGCGCAGAGGUGCGUAUUGGAAACAAGAAGAAUUUCCGUUUAAAUGCUUUGUGUAGUGUGGUCACUUCUGCUGUAGCAUCACAGAAAACCAUCAAAAUACAAUGCGAGAAUGGUCCAUUGACUGGCCGAUAUGUAAGUGUACAGUCACGCUGCAAGACAACUCAGUUGUCACUUUGUGAAGUUGAAGUGUGGUCGGAUGAUACCGACGGUGUCAUUGAUGCGACUGAGUCUCCAGGAACCAAGGUGACAGAUACGCCAGGAUCUGUUGUCACAGAUGCUGCAACGGAAUCUCCAACUGACAAAGAGUGUUUACUUCCAUUUGGAUUGAUAAACGUUGCCACGACUGCCGUAACUCAGAGCACAACUCAAGGAAAUUCCAUUUCUACCAGGGCAGUAGACGGAAAUAAAGAUAGUGAUUUCCGUGGGAGAUCGUGUACAAGGACUGAACUUGAAGAAGAGCCAUGGUGGAAAGUUGACCUCGGGGAAUCUCUUGAUGUAUAUGUGGUUACAAUCACCAAUAGAAUGGAUUGUUGUUCCGAUAAACUCCUGAACGCCGAAGUACGUGUCGGCGACAGUAGUAACAUCGACGACAACGCCCUCUGCGGUUUCCGUAUCGAUGAAGACGUCGUCGUGCAAGAGACGAUUGAAAUUGUAUGCGGAUGUGGUACUCCCCUCACCGGACGUUACGUCAGCGUCCAGCUCGCUGACAAGACACAACGACUAAGCCUCUGUGAAGUUGAAGUAUGGGCACCAGGUGGCCCAACGGAUCAGGAUAAACGUGAUACACCAGGACAGGCAGAGACACGAUUGCGGUUUCAGUUUCGUUGA